This is a messenger RNA of Parasteatoda tepidariorum (common house spider), 1600 nucleotides long. NCBI's taxonomy places the organism in Eukaryota, Metazoa, Arthropoda, Arachnida, Araneae, Theridiidae. The record is from RefSeq and is a predicted model, not a curated record.
UUAACUUACAAGCCAUUUAAUGAGCUUAGUGAGUCAUACCCAGAACUGACAAAUGAUGACUUUUUACUGGGAUUUGUGACUGAAGCACAGAAAGAAUUUCUUUUGAAAUAUGGUGGUGAUGUUAUUUGUAUGAAUGGCACUCAUGGAACCAAUGCACAAGGUCUUGAACUUGUAACAGUCCUUGUUUUAGAUGACUUGAGACAAGGAUUUCCUUGUGCUUUUUUAUUUACAAAGCGAGUUGAUAAGCAAUUUAUUAAAAUUUUUCUUAAUGAAAUAAAACAAAGGUUAGGAGAGCCACUUUCUUGCAAUGUUUUCAUGUCUGAUAUGGCAGAAUGUUUCUUCAAUGGAUGGUGCGAGUCUAUGUUGCCACCAGUUCACAGGUUGUACUGCACUUGGCAUGUAGACCGGGCAUGGAGAAAGAACCUUAAAAAAAUCAAUGGUAUGGAAAAGCAGGUGGAAGUAUAUAAAAUGUUAAGAACUCUUCUUGAAGAAAGAGAUGUAAUCGCAUUUGAGGAAAUGCUUAGUGCUGCAUUAAAUAAGCUCUCUUCUGAUAUCGACACCAAAGAGUUCCACGAUUACUUUGAACGAGAGUAUGUAAAAGUGAAGAAUUCGUGGGCGUUCUGUUAUCGCCUGAGUGCAGGAGUGAACACUAACAUGCAUAUCGAGCGAAUGCAUAAGAGCAUUAAGUAUAUGUAUUUAAAUGGUAAAUAUAACAAGAGACUGGACAAGGCUAUACAAGCUCUAAUGAAGUUUUUGCGGGACAAGCUUGUUGAUCGCUUGAUUGUUAUACAUAAAGGCAAACAAUCAUCUAAAUUGAAAGAUAUUGCUAGUAGGCAUGAGACGAGUUUGUCUUUGUCUUUGGAUGACUGCACAAGAAGUUCUGAUGAAGACUGUUUUUUGAUCAAGUCUGCUUCAUCAUCAGAAGUGUAUGUUGUGCAAGUAAACAAAGAAGAUUGCCAAUGUAGAUUAACUUGCGUUGGUUGCAAUAAAUGUCUACAUGCAUAUUCUUGCACUUGCAUAGACUAUUCAAUUAAAUGGAAUAUGUGCAAACACAUUCAUCUUGUUUGCCGUUUCAAUGAAAAUGGUGUGUCCAAAAUUGAUCAGCAGCUGAAUUCGACAGAACCUAACCUCGAGAUAGAUUUCUCAAAAGCCGACGAUGAGAGUGAAUGUGCUACAAUUUUAUCUUCUUUUAAUAAAUCAGAUAAAUCUGUGGGUUUUUCUCUUGAUGAAGAAAAGCAUAAGGUUAAAAUUGAACUUAAUCAUUUAAUUGAUAGCAUCACAAGUAGGGAACAAUUAGAUGUCUUUAAAAAGAUGCUAAUCUCAGCUAAGCCAACCAUUAAAGCUCUUGAACAUGCAGAUGUUUCCAGCUGCUCCUUCCCAACUUUGUGUGCCACUACAUCUUCUAAUAAAAAUAUUGUGCCUCAAGCAUCUUAUACCUCUUCAAAGAAAUCCCAUUCAAAAUCAAAACCUUCCAUUUCAAAGCCUACUCCUGAAGAAGCUCAGAAAAUAGCUAUUUCUCUUCUUCACUCUAAUGACAAAGGGGAUAUUUAAUUCAAUAGGAAUACUGUUUUGGAGCACCUGUUCGAAGUCUUAUCCCCCA